Messenger RNA from Phytophthora nicotianae INRA-310, 1403 nucleotides. RefSeq lists its product as hypothetical. Gene Ontology annotation, molecular function: oxidoreductase activity. The transcript has a single exon. The coding region runs from base 35 to 1273 and encodes 412 amino acids. The record is from RefSeq and is a predicted model, not a curated record. Lineage: Eukaryota; Oomycota; Peronosporomycetes; Peronosporales; Peronosporaceae.
CCCUUACAUCUCCGAACAUUUAACGUCCGCCACCAUGCUGCGCGUCGUGCCCCGCUUCAACCAGACUGCUCGCCGCGUGGCUACAACCGCCACCAAGUCUUUUGUCGGCGUCCAUAGCGCGCAAUGUCGCUGUGGCAAUUGUGCGCAACAUGCCAUGGGCUGCACGUGCCCGCGAUGCCAGUCACGUUCGUUCUCGGUCAACUCGCAGACCAAGUACACGAUUCCGAAGACGCAGACGGCUGUGGUCUUUGACAAGACAAACGGCCCGUUAACGGUUCGCAAGGACUGGCCUGUGACGCAGCAGAAGGACUUGAAGCCCGGUGAAGUGCUGGUGCGACUGGCGUACAGCGGCGUUUGCCACUCCGACCUGCAUAUCUGGAAGGGUGACUUCCCACUCGAACCCAAGUUGCCCUGUGUCGGUGGCCACGAAGGUGCCGGCUACGUCGCUGCCAUCGGUGAUCACACGCGCUCGAACCUGAAAGUCGGAGACCCGGUUGGUGUCAAGUGGAUUGCCAACUCGUGUCUGGGCUGCGAAGACUGCCGCAAGGGCCACGAGCACACCUGUCCAGCGGUUGACCAGCACGGCUUCACGGUGGACGGGUCGUUCCAGCAGUGGUGCGUCUCGUUCGCAGAUCAUGUAACUCCAAUUCCGUCAGAUCUGAACAUGGCUGCUGCGGCUCCGAUCUUAUGUGCCGGUGUUACCGUCUACAAGGCGAUGAAGGAGAUCGGCGGUGUAUGCGGCGAUUCCGUUGUCAUUCCCGGCGCUGGCGGCGGUCUGGGCCACUACGCUUGCCAAUAUGCGCGCGCUAUGGGGUACCGCGUCAUCGCUAUUGACACUGGCGCGGAUAAGCGCAAACUCAUCGAGUCGUACGGCAUCAAGGACUUCAUCGACUUUAAGGACGGCAACGUCCGUGAAAAGGUCCUCGCUGCCACUGACGGCCGUGGUGCGCACGCUACGGUUGUGGUUGCGUCCAACCCGGAAGCGUACAACGACGCUCUUUCGUUCCUGCGUCCACACGGCGCCGUCGUGAUGGUCGGUCUACCCAAGGAUGCCAAGGUCACGGCGGACGUCUUUGGUUCAGUGUUGAACGCCCACCGCAUCAUCGGAUCCUACGUUGGCAACCGCCAGGACUCGAUCGAAGCGCUUAAAGUUGCUGCCGGUGGCGACGUGUCCACGAAUUACUCUAUCGAGAAACUCGACAAUCUACCCAGUGUCUUUGAGCGUAUGGAGGCUGGUAAACUCGCUGGUCGUGUGGUGCUGGACUGUGCGUAAGCCACACUCCGGCUUCGAGCAAGUGUGGUGAAUCUGUGUCUGCGUAAAAAGGAAGAGAUGAAUCGCGUGAAGGCUAAUGACCAAGCGAAAAACUAUCCCCUUAUCGUUUUUAUUCAAUACAUGACCUGCG